GGUGCAGCCGGUACCAUCAGAGCCUGGCCUCGUCAGUUUAGUUACCGCACCACAUAAAGGCAUUGCGUUGUAGACACCGUUAUAACCCGCAACAUUCUUAAUCUUUGAUUCUACAUAUUCCUCAUUUUUUGGCCCUUUGAUUCGAUGUAUAACAUAUAAUUGUGUGUAUAUAUAUUUUAAGGAAAACACAAACGAAAGAAACAAAGAAAAAAAAGUAUUGUAUCGUUGUUCAACCACGUACGGAGGAGAGGGAGAUCGUGUUCGCGAUCGAAACGGAGAGAGAGAGAGCGAGAUCGAAAGAAAGAGAGAGAGAGAGAGAGAAACAGAGAAAAAGAGAAAGAGAGAUCGGUCAACUUCGAAAGGAAAGAAAUCGAAAGAUCGCUCAAGCACAUGUGUGUAUCUUUGUGAGUUUUACUUCCACGUGCCCACGGUGUUCAUCUCAAAUCCGUAGAUUUUAUGAUUCCAUUUAUUAUCUCCGAUCAUCACCCUGCACCUUUCUCUCCCAUUUCCUCGGCUUCCAUCUCGCUCCCCUUCUCUCUCCGUUUCUCCGGAAGUCGGCUCUCAGCUUCCGAUCAUUGACCUCCCUUCAUCGCAUCAUCGCCGAUCUCAAGGAGAAAGAAGGACAGAGAUAGAGAGAUAGAGAUAAAUAUAUCCGAUCUUUCUCUCUCGUACUCGUAAAGACUAUCCUUGCAUUCUUCGUCCGGAAGAUUCUUCUUCGAUCACGUGAAGAUAACAAGAGGAUAUAUCACGGAAGGAGGAGAAAUUGUGGAGAGGAGGAAAGGAGGGGGCGAGAAAAUUAUUGUGUCGGAAAUUUAAGAGAGAAAGAGGACCGAUCGGCGGGGACGAACGCGUUUAGUCGUUUUUCUUCUUUCUUUAUCUUUUUUUCUCUAUUCUCCUUCGUUGGCCCCUCGUGAAGAAAAGAAGAAGAAAAAAAAGUUAUUGUUAGAAAUAAUUAAAUUAAAAAAAAAAAAACAAGAGUAAGGGAGAAAGAGGGAUUUCUUAGAGGCACGUCUUUCAUAUAUACGUAUUUCGCGAGAAAUCAAGAGGCUAACGAGCGUUGAAAAGAUUCUCCGAUAUUCUUUCCUUUUAAAAUUCGUGUAAGAAAAAGAAAAAAAAAAAAAAGAAAAAUUCGAGUCACGCGAACACACCCCCAUUCAUCGUGAUAAUAUUCGUAUCAUCGUUGUCCUCGUCGUUGUCCUCGUCAAGUCGUCGUCAGGUCGUCGUCUUCGUCAUCGUCGUCGUCGUCGUCGUCGUCGUCGUCGUCAGGCCGUCGUCGUCGUCGUCGUCAUCGUGGUCGCCGGUAAAAGAAACGUCUAAAAACCCGGUCGUCGUUCCGUUCUGCGCCCAGAUAUCGGCAUCCUCCAACCACUGAUUUUCAUCGUUAACCGACAUCGAGGAGGAAGAUCAGCGUACGUCGAUCAGAGGGGAGAGAUUUAGCCCGUGAGGUGUCGCUCGCCGCGGUGCAACUUUGUAUCCCGGAGAAGUUAGGGCGUGGCACCCUGAAAGCGCGAGCACACACGAGAACGCGAUUCAGACCGACGCCAUCAUCUCUCUUUUCCAAUCCAAGAACGCCAUGCGAAGCAUCGAACCACGUAUAGAACCACGAUUUUUCCUCUUAUCCUUCGAGAAAAAAAAAAAGAAAUUAACUCGUACGAACGAGACUAACGUCGGUCAUUCUCAUAAAUCCAAAAUGAGAUAGAAAAAAGGAGGAGGAAGAGAAUUAAAAAAAGAAUAUGAAACGAAUGAUCAAAGUAAUACGAAACGAAAGAGAUAGAAAAGAAAGAGAGAGAAAGAGAAAGAGAGAGAGAGAGAGAGAGAGAGAGAAAGAGAGAAAGAGACAGAGAAUAAAAAAGAAAGUGGUAAACACAAUUUGGAGAGCGUCCAGAGCGUGCGCAAGGGUUCAUCCGGAUCCACGAUGGACCGUGUCCUCGAUCAACCGGCACCGUGGCUCCUUCUCGAGGACAAGCAGGAAGUCUCGAGAGGGACACUUCCGGCCGUGACGGCCCUGAUCAAAAUGGUGCGUGAGAGAUGAAAGUAUUUCGUACGUAGUUAGCGACGACCCCUCAGAGGAUUGCAAUGAUGGCGAACGGAAUGGACACUGUCGUACAACAAAAUGGAGGAUCCACCCUCGGACAGACAUCGCAGGAGGAGUCGAAGACGAAUCUCAUCGUAAAUUAUUUGCCUCAAAGUAUGACGCAGGAUGAAAUCCGUUCUCUCUUCUCCAGUAUAGGCGAAGUCGAAAGCUGCAAACUUAUCCGCGAUAAACUUACCGGUCAGAGUUUGGGAUAUGGCUUUGUCAACUAUCACCGGCCUGAAGAUGCUGAGAAGGCCAUAAACACGCUCAAUGGUCUUCGUCUGCAGAAUAAAACUAUCAAGGUAUCGUACGCGAGACCGAGCAGCGAAGCCAUCAAAGGUGCGAACCUUUAUGUGAGCGGCCUGCCGAAGAACAUGACGCAGCAGGAUCUGGAGAACCUUUUCAAUCCUUACGGAAGGAUCAUUACUUCUCGGAUACUCUGCGACAACAUCACCGUACGACAGUUUGUGCUCGGCGGCGGAGACAAUUUGCCCGGCUUGUCGAAAGGGGUCGGUUUUAUAAGGUUCGACCAACGUGUCGAGGCCGAAAGGGCGAUUCAAGAACUGAACGGAAGCGUUCCAAAGGGCUCGAGUGAGCCGAUCACCGUCAAGUUUGCCAACAAUCCAAGCAACAACAAGGCGAUACCGCCGUUGGCCUAUCUGGCACCCCAGGCGACACGUCGCUUUGGCGGCCCGAUCCACCAUCCAACUGGCCGCUUCAGGUACAUUCCACUGUCGCCACUAUCCAGCACUGGCAAGGCCAUGCUUGCCAUUAACAAAGGCUUACAGAGAUCCCUUCAGACGGUUUUAAUACCAUCAAGGAAAAAUACAAGUAGGUACAGUCCGUUGGCGGGUGACCUCCUUGCGAACUCGAUGCUGCCAGGUAACGCGAUGAACGGUUCCGGUUGGUGCAUCUUUGUUUACAACCUAGCACCCGAGACUGAGGAGAACGUCCUGUGGCAACUCUUCGGUCCUUUCGGCGCCGUCCAGUCGGUGAAGGUCAUCCGGGAUCUUCAGACAAACAAGUGCAAGGGUUUUGGUUUCGUAACGAUGACCAAUUACGAGGAGGCGGUGGUGGCGAUUCAAAGCCUGAACGGUUACACCCUUGGCAAUCGCGUGCUCCAGGUCAGCUUUAAGACGAACAAGAGCAAAGCCGCGUAGGG
This is a messenger RNA of Vespula pensylvanica (western yellowjacket), 3236 nucleotides long. Its product is annotated as ELAV-like protein 1. Lineage: Eukaryota; Metazoa; Arthropoda; Insecta; Hymenoptera; Vespidae. The transcript is spliced from 12 exons. Gene Ontology annotation, molecular function: RNA binding. Gene Ontology annotation, cellular component: ribonucleoprotein complex. The record is from RefSeq and is a predicted model, not a curated record. The coding region runs from base 2077 to 3234 and encodes 385 amino acids.